AUGGGUCGCGCAAAGCCAAUUUCCCAAAAUCUCCUAGCCGACCUCCCGGCUGAUGCUGAUGCUGUACCAACCCAACCAAUGCCCCCACCGAAACCAAAAAGAAUCAAGAAGGCCCAGCCUAAGGCCAAGGCUACUGAGAUUGAGACUGAGGAUACUUUGCCUAUCUCAAAACUGGCUGAGAGUAAGAAGACUUCUUCUGCUCCUUCAAAAAGGUCCGCCGAGACCCAGCCCUCUAAGUCCACCCAAUCAAAGAAGCCGAGGUCUUCCUCAGCUACUACUUCGGGGUCCAAGAAACCCGAUGUCCCCUGGGCCCCAAAGUUGACUUUGGAGGAUAGGCCAAUUAUGUCAACUGAGAGUGCCAACGACUUUAAUGUCGGUGUCGCCCUCAGUACUGCUCUUCUUCUUCCAAGCGAUCUGGAGCGAAAUGCUGGGUUCAGCGACCAAGCUGAAGAUGAAUCAGAGUCUGAGGCUGAGGAUGAAAACAACAAUGAUGAGGAAGCCCUGGUGAGGAAAUGCAAGGAUGCUGCUGAAGCCAAGUCCCUUCCUUCCAUUGAGCAGGUCAUUAACUUAACUCAAGAUGAAGAGGAUGGUGAGGUUGAGGAGGUGUCCAAGGAGGCUGUUCCAGGGCAGCUGUCAUCCGACCUUCUUCUGGCUGAAAGAAGUUUCGAUAAAACACUGGCAGAGAUUGACGCCGAGCUGGCGGCAGAGAAGGUUGCCGAAGUGGCUUCGCAAGAAACUUCCGAGGUCCAGACCCAAACUGCUCCUGGGGCUGAGGAAUCACAACUUUGA
This is a messenger RNA of Camellia sinensis, 789 nucleotides long. NCBI's taxonomy places the organism in Eukaryota, Viridiplantae, Streptophyta, Magnoliopsida, Ericales, Theaceae. The record is from RefSeq and is a predicted model, not a curated record.